Molecule: messenger RNA, 5280 nt
Organism: Bufo gargarizans (Asiatic toad)
Lineage: Eukaryota; Metazoa; Chordata; Amphibia; Anura; Bufonidae
Product: mucin-4-like
Exons: 10
Coding region: 288-4940 (1550 amino acids)
Source: RefSeq, a predicted model, not a curated record
CACAUCCAGCGGAUGGCAGUGAGGGAGCAGAGCAGUGGAGCAGCAGGGUGACCUGAACAUGUGCUGCUGCUCUGCAUCGCCCCCUGGCGGCCGUGCCCCCCACAGCGCACUGGGGGAGCAGAGUGGGGCUCUGGCGGCGGCAGCAGCAGUAGUCGUGGGGUGCAGGGGGGCAGUGCACUGGGGGUUCUGACACUGAGCAGCAUCCUUGUACCCUCCACCUCCACGUCUGGCACUGAAGGCAGACCCCAGCUUGGCAUCACCCUGCAUCUGAGCUCCAUGGCCCCAGGAUGAUCCGCUUUCUGCUGCUUUUGCUGCUUCCCGGGGCCGAGCUUUUAGCCAAUGAUACGUAUGAAGUCGAAACUUUCACAACAACCACUUUGGGGUCUCAGUUUACCAUGGCUGUGACUCCACAGACCUCUCUCCGAAAACCAUCAGGAUCUCGUGCACCCACCAAAAAAAACACAGCUGCCAAAAAUGGCAAAAUGCACCAUCCUCCCCCAGUGGAUAAUAUAAUGACUGACGGAGCCCAACCGGCACAAGGUGGUGGAAUAGUCAACACCACCCACCUGAAACAUAAAAAUUCCACUCAUGAUAUAAGCUCCACACAAAAUAUUACUCACUGGCAUCCAACCAAAAUGCCUGUUACUGCCAAGAGCCAUCCACCGAGGGAGUCGAAUAUAAAGAGACCCAUCAUCAAGAAAGUGCCAACCCCUCCUAGCAAGCCCAAAAGUAUGAUGAAGACCACAAUGAGAAACCCAUCUGCCAGGUAUCAGAGCCCACCACAUGGCCAUCACAAGAAUGUUACCAUCAGGCCAGGUAUAGGACAUUCCCAUGACUUAAAUGCUAGCGCUGGUGGAGCAGAGCUGGCCAAAACCCACCAAGCUGUUACACCACUGAGAACCACUUUAAAACUUGACCAGAAGGACGUCUCACCAGUAGCCAGUGGAGUGAAACAACUCCCAUUGGGUUCCCAGCUCAACAAACAACUAAAAGAUAAAGUCAACACCACCUCAGUAUUGCUCAGCACUGUAAUAAACGAUAGUCCCAGGUCAGUUACACACAAUAUCAAUCAUAUUACUCACACUUUACCAAAUUCCAGUUUUGUACAUAGAAAAAAGACUGUGUUAUAUGAACUAAACGCUCUGAACACAUCAGAACAUGUGCCGAGAGCAGAAGUCAUGUCCUUGGUACCACAAAUCGACCAAUCGACACUUGGGCUUUUGAAGGGGAUAAAUUUGCUAGGAGCGAGCCAGUCCGGAGUAAUGCAAAAGUUGAACUCAAAAGUGAAUGUAAGGGUACCCGAUAGGAAUGUGAUCUAUAACCAUACAAAGCAAAACUUAAGAGACACGACAGAACUUUUUGGACUGGGUCAAGAUGGGACAGACCCAGACAAAACAAAUAGAGUCAGUUCUACUGAGCCUGUUGAAAUAGGGACUGUGACCAGUGGGAGCAUCAAAAGAACUUCAGAUACACGAAGUGUUAUAAAUAUUCAGUCUGGUGAGGGAGAAGGUACACAGGUCCAGACUCUACAGACAACAACCCAGGCAGAAGUACAACCACACAACAUUGUGGAACAGCAAUACCAGACUCUGCCAGAACUCACAACAGUUAGACACAUGCAUCACAACCAGACACAUAGUCAUAAACACCAUAAACACCCCUUCUUGGGUGAACAUAAACAGUCUGAUAACACGGUGUCCGAACAUACAAUAACAUCCUCGGGAAGGUCAGGUGGUACUAAUAAACACCAUCAUAGACAUCUACACAACUUUACUCAUCCACAUGAGCAUAACGAGCACUGGGUGCAACAUCAGAUAAGCUCUGCUCAAGUCUCCUUAGAUCUGCCAAGCCAAUCCCCACUCCAUGUAGAGACGACAGACUUGCAUGAAAGACAGGCAACCAUCAAAAAUGGAUCUGAUACAGAUGCAAGUGUCUCGUCUUACUUAAUAAAGAACAUUUCCGAACCGGAAACAUCUACACCAAGUGCACUGACACUUUUCACAACAUUAGAACCAAAUUCGACUAACCAAAGUUUACAGAACCUAACUACUGUAAGUCAAUUAACAACGCAGGCCCAACAGGUGUCCACAACACUUCAUCAACCUAAGCAUAAAACAGGCCCACACAAGCUCAACAGUUUGGAAGAAGACAGCCUACUAAGUCCAUCCCUAAACAUGACCAUUAAACCAGUAACACAGAAACAUCUACCAACGGAAUCAAUCACAUAUAACACAACUGAAGAGUUUCCGAUGGAACUUAUCACCCAAACACAAUCACAGCUAACAUCACAGUUGACCACGCAAAAAAUUACUGAGGCCACGGUACAUGGCAGCCAAAAAAUAACCAUAUUAACUGAGCUAACCACACAGUCACAGCUUAAAGUUAAAGAGACCCAACCUGGGGAACCUACACAGAGCCAGCCAGAUCUGACCACACAUAGUCCACCUUAUGAGUCCACAAGGAUCGAUCCAGAUCUGACCACAGAGAACCAGUAUACAAGGGUCAGAAUAGGAUCAUCCACUGAGCCACUGCCUAACUCGAGUCCAAUCACAGAGACUCACUCUCAUCUGUUUGGAGUGACUGAACCUCUGUUGACCACACACAGUCCACAAGACCUUGUAACUAUGAAAAACUUUAACGAAACAAGACUAUCCAAAAAUAAUCAGUACAGUGAGUCUAGAACACCUCCAGGUAGUAGCUCAGAUCCAAUAACACAUGGCUACACAGAGUUAUUAACACAAACAGAUUCGGUCUUAAACAAGACUCAAUUAACUUCUCAAACGGAACCAAUCACAAAGGGCAAAUCAGAAUCAAACAUCCAUGUUACUAACACACAACCAUUCAGUUGGACAGAGAAAGAACCAACAACAAAAGGCCAGACAGAACCAAAUACUGAAAUAGAACAAACCAAAAGCAGCCAAAUGUAUUCAAUAACACAAAAAGAGUCAAUCGCAAAGACAACAACCAGUUGGCUUGAAAGGACUCAUGCAGUAUCACUAUUAGAAACUGAACCAAACACAACUCAUAGCAGCUCAACAUCACCUUUACACAAAGAAGUGACCACAGAAAGCUACACAGAGCUACCCACACAAAGACCAUAUAUCACAAAGGGCACCACAGAGCUAACUGGUAAGCCUAGGAGAUGGUCUACCACUCCAAGCAGGACUCUCGUAAAGAAUGAGACAGACUCAGUCCCACCAAAAACUAAACCACUUAACCAAACCACUACAAUAGGAUAUGGAAGGGAUGAAACAGAAUUCACUGAGCAAACUGAAACAACUUCUAAGAUUACUCUAAACCCAAUUACACCCUUUGGUGGCAUAUUGCCAACUCACAGAGGACACUUACAGUCAACACAAACACAACCAGAUGUGGAAACUCAGACCUAUCCACAGCACACCACUAGGGCUGGAUCAGAGCUUACUCCUACCACAAAGUCUGAUGUACAAACAGCUAAAGAAGACCUAACUUCAGUUCUGGCUGUAUCAAGUGUAAGUUAUGGCCAUGGUACGUCACAUACCACUGAAGAACCUGGGCGUGAUGUAUCAUCUAGCCCAUCAUUGACUGGUGGACGUCAAAACAAAGAUGGUAGAUGGGACUCGGGAUCAACAUUGCCUUCAAAUGUAUCAACAUUUCACCCCACAAGAAGCCAUACUUCAGGAAGAGACCGUGGGCUUACAACAGCAAAAAGUUCUUCAACUGAGAUGAAGUUGAUGACAUCACCGCAAUCCAACAUGUUUUCCACCCAGACUCUUGGUGAAGUGAUGUCAGCGGAGCCUGGAAGAGACCGGAUCUUCAUUGUAGACGAGCAGCAACCAGUCUUUAAAGUGCAAACCAUUAAUGUCACUUACAAAAUGAGGCUGACCCAUCACGCAGCGUGUGAGCAGCUGGACUCCUGCAGACCACUUCUCCUACAAGAGUUGACUGCUGCCUACAAGUCCACCCCAGGCUUUGACAAGAUUGAGAUUCUGAAUGUGACGACGGCUGGCACGGUCUUGGAAUACAAAGUGCUGUUCUGCGUGCGCCCAGGGAGCCUGAUGUCUGCCACACAGGAAGUUGUCCUCUCUAAUCCAUCCAUGCUUUUUGGGUCUUCGAAGAAACCCUUGGCCUAUAGAAUCUAUAACACAACUCUGUUGGACAAUCAUGCCGAUCCAUGUACAGACUGGUUCGCUUGUCCUCGGAGUUUCCAGUGUGUGCCUCUUCGGAAGUUUAGCGCCCUCUGUUUGUCACCUUGUCACAGCAUUUUCUGCCACAACAACGGCAUCUGCAUCCACCGCAAAGGGCAGGACCCUGAGUGCCAGUGUCCAAUUGGCAGAGACUUUUGGUACAUGGGACAAACCUGUGACUACAGGAUGACUCAUCACCGCCUCGCCGCCAUCGCCUGCGCCGUCGUGUUCUGCAUCAUCAUUUGUGCUGCGGCCGCGGUUUUCAUCCUGGUUCGGAGGUUCCAGACACAGAUCCUGCAGCAGAAAGUGGCUCAGACUCAAAGCAGUUACAGGAGGUUCAGUCGCUUUGACGAUGUCCCCACGCAUUUCUGGUGCCCUUCACAAACAUGGCUGACGGCCUCAGCGUCGCUCAACUCCCUGGAUAACCCGGCAUUCAGCAGCUCUGAAGAGGUCUUUCCCCUGCAGGCUCUGGGGAGCUGCGUGUGCGGCUGUCAGGACGGUGCAAGGAGCGGCUCCCAAACAAACCAGCCCCAGCAGGCCGCCCGGGCCCAACCCAGGCUGGAGACGAGUUGCAGCAGCGUCAACGACUUGAUGAUUGACUCCGGGAAAGCAAGCGACGUGUCGGUGUGCAGCUGGCCCAUGGAACCCAUCCACUGGACCCCCUUCCCCAUCCUACACCAGCUGUCCCUGCAGUCUCCGUUUCACGCUCGCAGACCCCAUUCCUACUUUGAAGGGAUGGAGCUGGUCAACACAGAGAGGAGCUGGACUGCGUAGCUGCUGGGAGCACCUAUGGGAAGGGCCGGUGAACAGCAUUAUCAAGGACACUCAUGACCGUGCCUGCAAUUGGAGGAGUCACCGAACGACUCCUUACAAAACUUGUCAGCCCCGUGUCUGUAAGACUGACCAUGCACAAACUAUAUACUGCGUGUAGCACUUAUGUGUGGUGUAUAUCAUCCCAUGUGAUUGCAGAAACUCCCAUGUCGACCACUAGAGACUGCUCUGGACUUAACACAUCACGGCCGUCUGAUGACAUCAUCGACUACUGUCUUGCAGAUUGAUUCUUGCAACAGAUAAAAAUCUUAUUGUAUUACCAAUAAUAAAGUGUCACUCUGCA